AGAGAGAUAGAGAGAGAGCUGCGCAGCACUGCGAUGGAAAACUGCUCCGAGUUGGAACCUAAAUAACUUACUGAAAUUGAUGUAUUACUUAAUGAUUAUAAUCUUUUUAGAAAUGUGCCGUUGUUUUGUGUACAGGUCUAAUUUAACUCUCGUAAUUUGUUCAAAAAAGUUGUUGUUUAUAACUGGAAUAAUGGUGCGUGUGCAUGAUGAUGAUGACUCUCCAGAGAAACUGGCUCUUUACUAACUACGUGAUGAGGUCGCAAGGAAAUGGGCCCCUAAAUAGACUGUUGGUGGCAGCAAAAAGGAAAUACAUGGACACCGAAUUACCCCCUCAGGAAUCUGAAGAUCUCUUUCAAGAUUUAAGUCAGCUUCAAGAGACAUGGCUCACAGAAGCCCAAGUACCUGACAGUGAUGAACAGUUUGUUCCUGACUUCAUCUCAGAAAACUCAGUGGCAUUCCACAGCCCGCCGGUGAAGAUUAAGAAGGAGCCUCAGAGCCCGGGCUCAGACCCCAGCCAGUCGUGCAGUCACAAGCAGAGCUUCAGCUAUCCUAGUGGAGAGCAGUGCCUUUACGCCAGUGCCUAUGAACAAAAGAGAGCAGCAGCAGCAACAUCAGCAGCAGGACCCAAAACCUCCUGCCCUGGCACUCCUAUGUCUCCCAUGCAGCAUUACUCCCCAAAACCAAUGGUGGGCACCCGUCCUGAAACGGGGUACAUGAACUCUCCUUCUGCCAGUCAGUCACACCCCAGCCACGGCCAGACUUACCCCAUGAAUCCCAGCUCCAGGUUUCCAACAGGCUCAGGAGAGAUGUGUGCCCCAUUUGGACCUCCAGGUCAAACUCUGCAGCGUAUGCCCUCUAACCCUGCAGGAGGUGCAGGCACUGGGGGCAGCAGUGGGUACCAUCGGCAGCACUCAGACCCCUGCAUGCCCUACCUCCAGCAGAGCUUCAAGCAGGAAUUUUUGGACCCACUGUAUGAGCGAGCGGCCCACAUGAGCACAGUGGCCCCUCAAAGGUUCCCACCAGCUCAUAUGAUGGUCAAGCAGGAACCUACUGACUACAAUUAUGAACCUGAUGUGCCUGGGUGCACCUCUAUGUACCACCACAACGAAGGCUAUCCUAAUACCCAGCACAACAAUGAAGGCUACAUGUUUGAAAGUGAUGCCCGUGUUGUUCCAGAGAAAUUUGAAGGUGAGGUGAAACAGGAGGGCAGCAGCGUGUUCCGUGAUGGUGCCCCCUAUCAGCGGCGUGGCUCUCUACAGCUCUGGCAAUUUCUGGUCGCUCUUUUGGAUGACCCUGGCAAUGCACACUUUAUUGCCUGGACUGGUCGUGGCAUGGAGUUCAAACUCAUAGAGCCAGAAGAGGUGGCCAGGCUCUGGGGGAUGCAGAAGAAUCGUCCAGCCAUGAAUUAUGACAAACUAAGUCGCUCCCUGCGAUACUACUAUGAGAAAGGAAUUAUGCAAAAGGUGGCAGGUGAGCGCUACGUUUACAAAUUCGUGUGUGAGCCGGAGGCACUGAUCUCCCUCGCAUUCCCUGACAAUCAGCGGCCUAGUGUAAAGGCCGAGUUUGAGCGCUAUGUCAACGAGGAAGACACGGUGCCACUGUCUCACUUGGACGAAGGAGUGUCUUACCCCUCCGAAGCCGCUGCCACCAACUUGGGCCCUCAGCCCUACUCCAAAGGCUACAUGUACUAAUGCCACCUACAGCCCCGAUAUUCCCCCCAUGCACCUAUUGCACAUGUUGGCCCCAUCCACUUGUAUAUAUAAGGCUAUGGUGUUUUUUUUUUCUUGAUUUGUUUAAAUUAAUAUCAUUAGGGAUGUCCUCUCAGCUCUGCGGCCUAUUCAAUACAAACACGUGCCUGUGGUUCAGCAAAGUGCUUAAUAAAAAGAUCCAGUUAUUAUUCCUACCAU
Molecule: messenger RNA, 1907 nt
Organism: Silurus meridionalis
Lineage: Eukaryota; Metazoa; Chordata; Actinopteri; Siluriformes; Siluridae
Gene: etv4
Product: ETS variant transcription factor 4
Exons: 12
Coding region: 204-1691 (495 amino acids)
Biological process (GO): cell differentiation; regulation of transcription by RNA polymerase II
Cellular component (GO): nucleus
Molecular function (GO): DNA-binding transcription factor activity, RNA polymerase II-specific; sequence-specific DNA binding
Source: RefSeq, a predicted model, not a curated record